Chiroxiphia lanceolata (lance-tailed manakin) is the source of this 2384-nucleotide messenger RNA. It is a transcript of the gene SLC39A1, whose product is annotated as solute carrier family 39 member 1. Gene Ontology annotation, biological process: zinc ion transmembrane transport. Bases 226 to 1155 code for a protein of 309 amino acids. Gene Ontology annotation, molecular function: zinc ion transmembrane transporter activity. The transcript is spliced from 4 exons. Gene Ontology annotation, cellular component: plasma membrane. The record is from RefSeq and is a predicted model, not a curated record. Lineage: Eukaryota; Metazoa; Chordata; Aves; Passeriformes; Pipridae.
GGACACGAGGGGGGACACGGGGAAUCCCCCGCGUCCCGUGCCGGACCGGCGCCCGCGCCGCUCGCUUCCCAUUGGCUACGCAGCCCGUCACUCAGUGACGUCAGGGGAAGUUUUGCGUCGCCAUUGGCUGAGCCCGCGGCGCCGGCCCCGCCCCCCGGAGCGCCCGGGACUCGGGGGGAUGUGACGGGACCCGCGGUCCCCGGUCGGAGUUUCUCCGGGAUCGGGAUGGACACGGGGGCCGUGCUGGCCUGGAGCCCCGGGGGGGACCAGUUGGAGCCCCCGCCCGGACUGGGGGUCAAACUGGGCUCGCUGGUGCCGCUGCUGCUGCUGCCCCUCGCCUGCGGCCUCGCCCCCCUCUGCUGCUUCCGACAGCCCCCCGACCCCCGCAGCCCCGUCCUGAGCCUCGUGAGCUGCUUUGCCGGGGGGGUUUUCCUGGGCACGUUCCUGCUCGACCUCCUGCCCGAUUACCUGGGCAGCAUCUCCGCCGCCCUCGAGGGGCUUCGUGUCACGCUGCAGUUCCCUCUGCCCGAGUUCAUCCUGGCCAUGGGCUUCUUCCUGGUGCUGGUGCUGGAGCAGGUCACGCUGGCGCAGCAGGAGCUGGCCGAGCCCGCCGAGGAGUCGCGGGCGCUGCUGCCCGACGGCUCCAUCCAGAGCCCCCCGGCGCCCUCCGCGGUGCCCCCCUCGGCGGCGGCGGCCCCCGGGGGGGGUGUCCGUGCGGCGGCGCUGGUGCUGGCGCUGGGGCUGCACGGGGCGCUGGAGGGGCUGGCGCUGGGGCUGCGCCCGGGCGGGGCGGCCGCGCUGCGGGUGCUGCUGGCGCUGCUGCUGCACAAGGGCGCCGUGGCCUUCGGCCUCGCCCUCGAACUGCUGCGCCUGCGGCUCCGCCCGCCCGCCGUGGCCGCGUGCCUGGCCCUGCUGGCCCUCGUGUGCCCGCUGGGCGUCGGGGCGGGCACGGCGCUGGCGGCGGCGGGCGCGGGGCCGAGGCAGCGCCUGUGCCGGGCGGUGCUGCAGGGCCUGGCCGGGGGCACCUUCCUCUACGUGACCACCCUGGAGGUGCUGCCCCACGAGCUGGGCGAGCCGGGGAACCGCGUGCCCAAGGUCAUCCUCAUCCUGGCGGGCUUCGCGCUGGUCAGCGCCAUCCUCUUCGUCAGGGGGUGAGACCCAGCCCCCCCCCCACACACACCCGGGGAUGGGAAGACGCUCCCCCCUGGCUUGGGAAAACCCCCCUUUGCCUUGGGGGACCCCUCAGGAAUUCAGUCACCCCCCCUGAGGACCCUCUGAGAAUUCAGUCAACCCCCCCCAGAGACCCUCUGGGAAUUCAUUCCCACUCCAUCGCCUUGGGAGACACUCCCCAGGCUGGGAAGAGACCCCUGGUCUGGGAAAACCCUCUCCUCGCCUUGAGGGACCUCUCAGGAAUUCAGUCACCCCCCCCCUUGGAGACCCUCUGGGAAUUCAGUCACCCCCCCUUGACUUGGGAGACCCUCCCCAGAGUGGCAAGAGACCCCUGGGCUGGGAACCACCUCCCCUCACCUUGAGGGACCCCCUGGGAAUUCUGUCACCCCCCCUCGCCUUGGGAGACCCCCCCCCCCCAGGCUGGGAAGAGACUCCCGGGCUGGGAAACCCUUCCCUUGCCUUGGGAGACCCCCUGGGAAUUCAGUCACUCCCCCCCUCGACUUGGGAGACCCCCAGGCUGGGAAACCUCCUGUCGCCUUGGGAGACCCUCGGGAAUUCAGUAACCCCCCCUUGACUUGAGAGACCCCCCAGGAAUUCAUUCUCACCCCUCGCCUCGGGAGACCCCCUGGGAAUUCAGUCACCCCUUCUGGGGACCCCCCGGGAAUUCAGUAACCCCCCCUCAACUUGGGAGACCCCCAGGAAUUCAGUCACCCCCCCUGGGGACCCCCCAGGAAUUCAGUCACCCCCCCAUCGCCUUGAGAAACCCCCCUGGGAAUUCAUUCCCACCCCCUUUCCCAAAAUGCCAAAGUGCCUCAGUGUCCCCCCCUGCUCCAUCCUCUUCCUCAGCAGGUGAGACCCCACAGCAGGGGAGACCCCCCCGGGCUGGGAAACCCCCCCUCGCCUUGGGGGACCCCCCCAGGAAUUCAUUCCCCCCCCCCCUUUCCCCCCUUUUCCCAAGUGCCAAAAGUGCCUUUCCCAAAUUUCCCCCUCUCUGCACAAGGGGGUCGGUGCUGUGCCCCCCCCCCCUCAGGACCCCGGUGGGGGGGUCAGUGUGUGUCCCCCCAAAACCACAAGUGCCCUUAUGGUGGUGGGGGGGUCCCCAGGCCUCCCCCAGACCCCCCCGGAUUUGGGGGGGGGUCCCCAGGCCUCCCCCAGACUCCCCCGGAUUUGGCGGGGGGGGGUUUGUUGGAUGAAGCAAAUAAAGGAUUGAACAC